AUGAGCGUACACGCCACGCCGAUGCUGAGCGAUACGAUCGAUACGAUGCGAGUGGAUAUACUGCAGAACAACGAAGAAAUAGCAGUGCUGCACUUGUCUAUCACGCGCUUACCUCUAUCGUGUAGUAAACGUGAUGACCUCGUGGAGCAGGAGCUGGACAUCCUCCCAAGCGAUGCCAACAUUCGCCUGUCUAACAAGAGUCCACUAGAGCUCGCAUGUGGGAAAAUGCCCCCCGUCAGUUACGUCGGGGGCAGGAUCAGAUCACAAGGCGCGCUGCACCCGUAUGCAGUGUUUGAGAGCAGGCGCGGUAGUUUGUUUAGAGGACAACUUGCAGGUAAUCGCGUUAAGCAUCAGAUAUCCAUCCUCGACGAUAGUAGGGUUUCCCCGAUUACCUCAUUCGUUCUUAUCAUCGCUAACCAGGCUAAACACUGCUGCGUGUGGAGCAGGAAUCUUGAUGGUCUGGCUAAGCGGUACGAUCUCACUCAAUAUCAUAAGUCUCAGGGUAUGAUCUUCAACCCUGCCGGAGCAGCUGGUGGAUGA
Messenger RNA from Wallemia ichthyophaga EXF-994, 540 nucleotides. RefSeq lists its product as uncharacterized. Bases 1 to 540 code for a protein of 179 amino acids. Lineage: Eukaryota; Fungi; Basidiomycota; Wallemiomycetes; Wallemiales; Wallemiaceae. The transcript has 2 exons. The record is from RefSeq and is a predicted model, not a curated record.